Molecule: messenger RNA, 1016 nt
Organism: Rubroshorea leprosula
Lineage: Eukaryota; Viridiplantae; Streptophyta; Magnoliopsida; Malvales; Dipterocarpaceae
Source: the annotation of a GenBank genome assembly
UUCCGGCAACUAUUCCUCUUCGAUAUGGCGUACAGAACCUUAGACAUCAACCUGAUCUCCGCAAGUGACCUGAAGAAUGUUAAUCUCGUUAGCAAGAUGGACGUCUAUGCCGUUGUUUCACUCGCCGGCGACUCCUCAAACCACAAACAGAAGGUUAAGACCACCGUUGACCGUGUGGGCGGCUCCAACCCCAGCUGGAAUUUCCCCAUCAAGUUCACCGUCGACGAGACGUUGGCGCAGCAGAAUCGCCUCCUCCUCGUGGUCAACCUUAAGUGCGAGCGCACCCUCGGUGACAAAGAGGUCGGUGAAGUCAACGUUCCGGUCAAAGAACUCCUGGACUCGACGGGAAACGGCGGUUCGAUGAAAUUCAUUAGUUAUCAGGUGAUGAAGCCGUCGGGGAAACCCAAAGGCAUGCUGAAUUUUUCCUAUAAGUUUGGGGAAAAAUCGGUGGAGGCGACGGCGCCAUCAGCGCCACCAGUGGUGGAGAGCAAGGCGGAAAAGCCAGUCAACGCCUAUCCAGCUACGGUGGCGGGAUCAAGUUAUCCACCUGUGGCAUACCCACCACCGCCAACGGCUUAUGCGUACCCGCAACAGGCCUAUAGUGCUUACCCUCCACCGCCUCCAGCAGGUUAUGGGUACCCACCGCCCCCACCUCCUGGGUACCCUUACCCAGCCCAAGCGGGAUACGGGUACCCACCGCCGCCAGUUCAGCAACCGCCUAAGAAGAACAAGUUUGGGUUGGGGUUGGGAGCAGGGUUGAUAGGCGGGGCGCUUGGAGGGCUCUUGAUUGGAGAUCUGGUGUCCGAUGCAGUGGCUUACGAUGGCGGAUAUGAUGCAGGAUUUUGUGAUGGUGGGUUUUGAUCCCAUUGUUUUGUCAUACAUUAUAUACGUUGAGGUUUAAUUUUGUGUUUUUAAUAAUAAUAGAUUGUUGUUUGUAUGCUUGGAACGUUACUCUCGGAUCCUCUAUGAAUUUUAAGAUUAUCUUUUUGUAACAAUAAAAAAUCUUUCUCUGCCUU